Sander lucioperca (pikeperch) is the source of this 3248-nucleotide messenger RNA. Its product is annotated as interactor protein for cytohesin exchange factors 1-like. The transcript has 11 exons. The coding region runs from base 567 to 1892 and encodes 441 amino acids. Lineage: Eukaryota; Metazoa; Chordata; Actinopteri; Perciformes; Percidae. The record is from RefSeq and is a predicted model, not a curated record.
GUAAAGCUAACUAUAUUCUGGUAUCAUUGAAGGGGAAAAAAAGAAAACCGUUAGGUUUAUGUGGUUAGCAGAUAGCUGCCAACUGACUGAAGCCAGAAAUAUCCGAUUUAUUUGUUCAGUAUCCAUGGAUCUCAGAACUUAAAAUACACUUUCACAACUGCAAAACAAAUCCAACAGGAACUUACACAUAACCUUUCACAUUUACAAAUUGAAACUGGAAAUCUGUAACUUAAAGUUACUUAACACACACACACACACAUACACACACCCUCACGGUAAGUAGACUUGUGCUGUGGUUUCUGUGGUGAUCAUCAUCUAGCUAGUUAACUCACAACCCGGAAAACAAACUGUGAUGCAUUUGUGUUGUGCAAGACAGACACACACACAGGCAUACACAUUGACACACAACGGGUUCGUUUUAGAUAAGAGCUGUUGGCUAUGGUUUGCUGUCAUUGUGUAAGCCUUUAGAGUAAGUAGAUACAAUACUGUACCUGUGUGUGGUGUUUGGACCAAUUAGUGAAGUUUUAAAGUACCAGGCUGCCUUCCCCAUAUCAGUACCCCCUUCAAUGGCUGCCGAUGACUACAACCCUGUCUCCCUCCGACACAAAUCCAAGAAGAAGACCCAAGGAGGCAAUGGUACAAUGAGCAGAAGACGAAUCUCGGUCAAAGAGCUGGGUCAACCAGACCACCAGGGCUGGCUGUACAGAAAGAAAGAGAGCAAAGGCUUCCUGGGUAUCAAAUGGAAGAAGUACUGGUUUGUGCUGAAGAAGACGGCUCUCUACUGGUACAACAACCAGCUGGCAGAAAAGGCUGAAGGCUACAUUGACCUCGCCAACUUCAUGAUCGACAGAGCCAUAGAGUGCAAGAAGAAACAUGCGUUCAAAGCGUGCCACCCGCACGUCAUGAUGUUUUAUUUUGCUGCUGAGAGCCACGAGGAGAUGAACUUAUGGUUGAAUAAGCUUGGGCUAGCCGCCAUUCACUAUGAGCGAACAGAAAGAAACACUGCCAUCGUGUGUCAUACAGAAUGUUAUAGUGAAGCCAGUGACCAUGAAGAAGCUGAAAGCACAGAGAUUCCCCCUCCACCAUACUCUGAACAAACCCUGCGGGACUCCGUGGAUGCGUCCGGUCCACCUGGAAGCACACAUCAGGGUACCCUUCCGCCUCCCUACUCCUCCGCAGUCCCCAGCGAAGCCAACGGUUCGCUCUCGUCUCCCGUCAGUACGAUGACAUCACAGAGCUCCACCUCCUCGCUCGCCAAGCACCGGCAGUCCUGGUUGGACCUGGUCUCGCAGGCAUCCCCUCCCACUGGGGAAACAGCUGUGGUGUGCUCAGCUCAAGUACACUCACAUCGACCUCCGCAGGAGGAAACGGAAGACGAGGAUGACCCCCAGACGUUGGAGAACUCGCCUCACCCGGACCCUCCGGAAGCGGGAUCCAGUGAGGAAAGCCCUGGUGCGGAGGGGGAGUCACAGGAGGUUGUUUUAGGUGCUAAAAAUGAAGGGGGUCAUGGGAACAGUUCAGAUGAGAUGGAGAAGCUGUAUAUUCGUCUAAAAGAGGCCAGCCUCUCGCCAAUAGGAGAUCGUAAACCAUCCACAAAAAGGGAAUUUAGGGCCUCCUUCAUAAAACGCUGUAAAAACAACGCUGUCAAUGAUAAAUUGCACCUUAUCAGGACUCUGAACAGCACAUUAAAGUCAAAAGAGGCAGACCUACAGGCAAUAGAGCAGGUGUUGUCAGACCCGGGGCUUACCUCAAGCAAGUUCAGAGAGUGGAAGGAGGCCAAUGUACCAUUGGUGCAGGAGAUCUGUGUUAAACAGGACCAGCAGGUGGCAUCAAAUGCCACAAAAGCUGCAGCAUCAGUCAUUGCUGCUCCAGUGGUUGAGACCAGUUUAUAAAGACUCCUCAUGACUGGUGUCUGGACCUGGAGGACUUUUACAUUUACACACACCCAACUGCUGUUUUCAAUUGAGACUACUGUUCCAUAUCAGCUAUUCAACAAGUAACUGGAUCAAUGAAGAAGAGUGUUUUUAGUUCCUAAAUGGAGAUGAUGCAGACAUUAUAUGAUUAGCAGGUCACAUUAAAAUGUGAAAUGUGUCUUAGUAUUACUUUUACUGUUUGUUUUGUAAGAUCAAAUUUUACAAAUGAUUGUUUUAUGUUGUAAUUUUAUAAAUCUAUGCAUAAAUUGUUUUAAUAUUUGGAAUGAUGGAGUAUGUUUUAAUAAUUGAUCCAUUGUUCUCUGCAUGGAAACAUUUGUGUUUAUAGUAGUUUCCAUCUACUUGAUCGAUCUGAUUUAAUCAGUGAACACAUUUUAACUGUUUUCAGUCAAUUAUUGGUGCCAUGCACCAUCACUGCCUGUUACACAUGGUUUUUACAGCAACUGUUUUGAAUGAUUGGUGUGUUUGUUCAGCCAAGAAAUUAUAUCAUCAUGCUUCAUCAUACUAUAUCAUUAAGACUUUCCAAACUGAACACCAGGGCAUGCGCUAACUGAAUAAAUGUUGGUCACAAGUCAUGAUAAUUUCAGAUUUUAAUUUUAAGAGUCAAAGUGUCAAAUCAUUGUUACUGCAAUGUAAUUUAAAGCCAAGACAUAAGAAAUCGCAUCAGUUUCAGAAGAAAAUGCUAUGUAAUUAUGUAUUCUACUUAACCAAAGCAUACUAUUUUUAGAUGAUGAAUUCCAACCUUAAUGCAAACAUGCUUUGGACUUUUUUGACAACAAGCACUGACAGUAACAGACAACUUAAUUUAUAUUUUAUUGCAAAUGUGAAAAAUAUUUUAUUACUAAACAAUGGUAUGCAGUCUAUUGGACCUAAGGCAGGAUGUAGCAGUUUUCGUUUGCAUUUAUACACAGGAUGCAUGGUGGAUAAUUCUCAGGAAAAAAAUCUAAUAUUGUUCCUGAAGGCAGACCACCCCAGGCCCUUACAAACAAGUUCAACAGACCCACAUAAGCAGAAAAUUAUGAGGUCAUUCAGAUACAGACAUCAGGCAUAAUGUGACUGUGCACAGUGGAGCACAGCCACAGCUCCAGAAAGAAACAUGUUUAGGAAUGGCCAGCAGGGUCAUCUGACAUCAACACCUACUGGUAGGGGCUCAACCAAGCUGAAUUAUGUUUCAUAUGUUGUGCAUGUUAAAUUUUAACUUGGUGUAAAUAGUUGUACAUGGAUGUGUGUUGUUAAUUCUCUUUGAUAUCGAUUCUGGUAUGAAAGUCAGUGUGCUUGUUUGUAUACAGGGAAAUAAAGUGUUUUUUCAAGAAUGAA